UUGUUUCUAGAACGCAUAGCUUUAAAUGCGGAACGUCACAAAGUUUGGUCAAUAUUACUGAAACAUCCUCCUUUCGUUCGAUGGAUUAAUCCAGUUCUCAGAACAGUGACAAAAUGGCGGGCGAUAUGUACUUGGAGAACUUGGAAGAGUUUAUUUUCGACGAAGACAGAGUGGUGACCUACCGAUGGUUGAGUCAAACCCUGUCAGUGCAUGUCAAUCAAGCUAAACAGAUGUUAGAAACAUUUGUCCAACGACAACAGAGUAAAGCAAAGUCACAGUCCGUCAGCGUUACCUACCUGUUGAGUGGUGUUCAGACAGCAGACAAUGGAGUCAACGUCAACAAAGUCGUGGUGGUCGCAGACAAGGAUUUGGAAAAGACAGAAGCGGCCAUGGCGCGGGUCCUCAGCAAGCACGUCUACAGCGUACAGAAAGCAACGCUGAAGGACUCAAACAGCCUCUAUGUGACUGACUAUCAGAUCAUCAAGGACAACAUACGACAGCCGAACAAAUUCAGUGCGAUCCAGUGCGCCGAGGCAAAGCCAAGAACGCCCCAGGAGCUUGCUGAUCUAGGAGAACGCUCAGCCUAUCCCGCCUCUGACACCAGCAGCCAGCGGCAACCGAAGAUGAAUGGCAGCGCGGAGAAGCACGUCGUGGAGAGCCUCAAGCCGGAUCCCCAGAGAGGCGCAGCGGGCAGGGCCAAGAAGGGCCAGAUUACGUCCUUCGGUGGUUUCGGCGCUGGGAGCAGUAAAGGCGCGACAGACAGACCCGACAGGAAGGAAGAAGCUGAGCCCACCAGAGUGAAGAAAGAGGAACCGAAACAACCCAGCGGUAAACCCAAAAGCGGCAUGAUGGCAUUCCUGAACCGACCCUCCACGGCCAAACCUAAGAAAGAGGAGAAAUCCCCACCCAGGGAAAUGACGACAAAAACAACGACAACACACAGAGCACAAGAAGUCCCGACAGCAUCAGGCGUACAUGACAAAGCACUAGCGGCUGAAAAGAACUUGAAGACUGGAGGCAAGGCUAAGAGAAAAGCUGCCAAGAUUGACGUGUCAGACUCGGAUUCUGGAGGAGAAAGACAGUCGACAAAACGUAGAAGGCGGAUCAUACAGCAAGAUGUCAGUAGUAGUAGCAGUGAAGAUGAGCUUAGCGACAUGGAAGACAGCCCCAUCCCGCCCACCCCUCCCCCACCCGUCGACAUGAACACCUCAGAUAACGAGGAAAGCGUCACCAACGGGUCCUCGCACGCACCCAGACCGAGCGAGAAGGAGGCAACCACGACUUCCCCGAGCAGUGGCAAAAGACGACGGAAGAAACGGGUGCUCCGGAACAAAACGACCAUAGAUGAAGAUGGUUGCAUGGUCACAGAAAAGGUGUAUGAAAGUGACUGGACAGACGUGAGCGAAGACGAAGCCCCGCCCACCAAAACCACACCCGCUCCUCCUCAACCCAGCCCUAAAGAGGGCGGGGCUAAGACGGGCGGCGGGGAGGAGGAGGGGGGCAAGAAGAAGAGCAAGACAUCUCCGGGGAGCGGGAAGGCGAAGCAGCGAUCGCUGAUGAGCUUCUUCAAGAAGAAAUGAGGGGGAAAGGGGCAGAGAUUCGGUAAAGUGGGAGGAAACAAGGAAGCUUAGCGGACAUCUUGACUGUGAGUAGCAAUGGCUCUUGUUUACACAAUGUGUACAUUUCACUCAAGAACCUUUGCACAACUUAGACCUUGCAGAUCCAGCUGUAUAUAUGCCUUAAUACUUUUGAGCAAUCAAGGGUAUAUUCUAGGCACAAACACAUGAAAAUCGCUGUUUUAUUCAGCAAUUUAGUAACUUUAUUUCAAUAUAAUAAAUAAAGAUUAUAAAAUGUGAUUUUUUUUUUCAGCUAUUGCUCAAAGUAUUAACUUAUGCUAAAUUCUGAGAUGGGAACUUCAAGCACCGAUAAUAUAUCAAUAUUACUCGAUUAUUUAAUAAAUAUUUUGAUAUUGAUAUGCCAAUCAAUGAAUCAUAUUGAAAUAUCGAAAUUUUCACAGAAUCUUGUGAAGGGAGUGCCUAUGGCAUUCUGGGUAACUUAUAAUGACCUUUGCAUGCAGCUAGCGCGUGCUACGUA
This is a messenger RNA of Patiria miniata (bat star), 2094 nucleotides long. RefSeq names its product DNA polymerase delta subunit 3-like (gene pold3). Gene Ontology annotation, molecular function: DNA-directed DNA polymerase activity. NCBI's taxonomy places the organism in Eukaryota, Metazoa, Echinodermata, Asteroidea, Valvatida, Asterinidae. The record is from RefSeq and is a predicted model, not a curated record. Gene Ontology annotation, biological process: DNA strand elongation involved in DNA replication; DNA replication; DNA synthesis involved in UV-damage excision repair. Gene Ontology annotation, cellular component: delta DNA polymerase complex; nucleus.